Molecule: messenger RNA, 2807 nt
Organism: Tigriopus californicus
Lineage: Eukaryota; Metazoa; Arthropoda; Copepoda; Harpacticoida; Harpacticidae
Product: sodium/hydrogen exchanger 6-like
Exons: 2
Coding region: 525-2531 (668 amino acids)
Biological process (GO): sodium ion transport; proton transmembrane transport; regulation of pH
Cellular component (GO): recycling endosome; membrane
Molecular function (GO): sodium:proton antiporter activity
Source: RefSeq, a predicted model, not a curated record
AGCGCUCCAGUCAGAAACUCAGUUGUCAAGAAGUACAUGCAAAACAAAUCGAGAGACAACUCAGUAGAAGUAAGGAUCUAGGAGUGAGGAGAGAGAAAUAAUACCUGGUCGCGUGAGUGCGGUGCUUUGUGUUUUGAGCUGAAUGGGAGGAGUAUUUUGGUGAAUUUUCAUAUGAACUAUUGCACCCAAGAGUACUUUGGACCAUAAGACAGUCGAUUCCCCUCAUGAUUCACUCUUCAAUACCGCAGAAGUAGACUGCAUUGGGUUCAAACCUUUCUUCCAUUGGAUUUGGGUCUCCCGCAUUUUCAAAGAGUGCUUUCUCGAACGUCCCAGGCCUCUGCUCGGCCCCUUUGGAUCGGCCUAACUUUGCCUGCACUUCCUCAUCAGAAAGACAACCAUAACAGUGAAAAAGCAGGUUGUAUCAGUCCGAAACGUCAUCAUUCUCAAUACCUAAUCAGAUUUUGAGCUAUCCCUGGUCCCUGGUCCGUGAUCCGCAGUCCGUGAUCCCCAAACCCUUUAUCACAAUGGAUCAGGUUCCUCGUUUCGUCUUGGAGGAGAAAAUCCCACCCGAGCUGAUGAUCGACGAGAAAGAGGCCCAGAUCCAUCGACUGGAUAGCUUGAGCUUGUUGCUCUACAUGUGUCUCUUGGCAUUGACCGUGCUCACCAUUUGGUGCUUCAAGCAUCGACGCAUUCGUUAUGUACACGAAACUGGAUUGGCCGUGAUCUACGGCUUAGUCAUUGGUGCUGUGAUCCGGUAUGCCAUCACGUCCGAGGAUGUCACUUCCAUGCGGGUCAAGCCCGCUCAUCGAAGCGAUUUGACGAAUGGCACACGUUAUGGGCCGCCGGAUUUCCUCCUUCUUUCCGUUCAAGAUAUUCCGAGUAAGAGGGCUCGCCAGAAGCUCCUCAAUCGCACGUUGGCCUAUUCGUUUAAGGGAGAAGUCAAGGAUAUUUCCCGGGUGAACGAGGUCGACCAGAAGACCACUUUCGACCCGGAGAUCUUCCUGAACGUGAUUCUUCCCCCUAUUAUAUUCCACGCUGGUUACAGCAUGAAACGGCGGUUCUUCUUCCGCAACAUCGGUUCCAUUUUGGUGUUUGCCUUCGUGGGCACGACUAUUUCAACCUUCGUGGUGGGAGGUAUUGUCUAUGGGGUAACGCAGAUCUUUCCUCAUUUGGCUCACACCUUCAGCCUCUUGGAUGCUUUGCACUUUGGGGCCAUGAUUUCGGCCACCGAUCCCGUGACAGUGUUGGCCAUUUUCAAUGAUCUGCACGUUGAUGUGAACUUGUACGCUUUGGUGUUCGGUGAGAGUGUCCUGAAUGAUGCCGUUGCCAUAGUGAUGAGUCGAACACUCGAGGAUUACGAGGAGAACCUCAAAACUGGUCAGGCCAUGACCACGUCGAUCGUUCUUUUGAAAUCGGUGGGCGAGUUCUUGGGCAUUUUCUUUGCAUCAUUUCUGGUGGGUGGGAUCAUGGGUUGUUUGACAGCGGUGCUCACCAAGUUCACACACAUUCGGCAAUUCCCGGAGCUCGAAUCCACACUAUUUGUCAUCAUGUCCUACUCGUCUUUCCUCUUGGCCGAGGUAUUGAACUUGACCGGAAUCGUAGCCGUCCUCUUUUGCGGUAUUUGUCAGGCUCAUUAUACGUACAACAAUCUCUCCAAUGAGUCCCGGACCAUAACCAAAGAGUUCUUCAACUUACUGAAUUUUAUGGCUGAGAAUUUCAUCUUCUCAUACAUCGGGGUGUCCAUGUUCACUUUUCCCAAGCACCACUUCGACGCCCCUUUCAUCUGCGGCUCUUUCGUCGCUAUUCUCGUUGGCCGUGCCUUGAAUAUAUAUCCCUUGGCGUUCCUCCUGAACUUGGGACGACAGACCAAGAUCACGAUGAACAUCCAACACAUGAUGGUCCUAUCCGGAUUGCGAGGAGCCAUCGCCUUUUCCCUGGCCAUUCGCAACACCCUUACCGAAGCCCGGCAACUCAUUCUCACCACAACCCUGAUCAUCGUGAUCAUCACCGUCAUCGUUUGUGGUGGAUCCACCAUGUCCGUCCUAACGCGAUUGGGCAUUCCUCUAGGCGUGAAUGAUGACGAGAAUAUGCCUUUGGGCUCACCCCAGGCCCAUCAAUACAACAAUGUCGAAGAGGGAGACAACCCCUUGGACCGAUCCCACAUGGGAUCCCACCCCAAUGCACCGGGCUCAAGACCCAAAAAAUCCAUCCUGGCCAAGGUCUGGGGUGGCUUCGAUAGCAAGUUCAUGAAGCCAUUGCUGACGCACAGCAACCCAACCUUGAUGGAGACUCUUCCGAUGUGUUGUCUGCCAUUGGCCAGACUCCUGACGUCUGUGGAGCAACUCUCUCGCCAUCCAGCCAUGCAAAUCUCCGACGAUGACCGGGCUAGUGCUAGUGGGGCAGAGUUUAGCCGUCAGAAUAGUUCGGAUGAACAAGCGGAAACACAUCCGCCCACUGUGAUAUCCAACCCCGCUCUGGCCAAAUCCGCCGCCAAAGUCAGAGCCCAGCCAUUACCUUCCUCGCACAUCUGAAUAAUCCACGGAUCAACGCCAUAUCGUUGAGUUCCCCCUGUUCAGUUUAGGCAACGUCUGUGAUUGAUCCUUCUCCAUCCCCUAUGCAAUGUACUGCACCAUAGAUCUUGCAUUAUCUCGUCUUAUACUGCUCUUUUAUUAUUUCGUAAUCAUCCUAGGCCUUUUUCUCGCCCUAUUAGGCUUCACUACCCAGUCGACACGAUUCAAUUCAUUUCUGCACAUGUCAGGAUCUCGCCAAGAACAUACAAAUACACGCUUGCAGGCACUUCAUUCACA